Cladophialophora psammophila CBS 110553 is the source of this 1401-nucleotide messenger RNA. RefSeq names its product peanut-like protein 1 (cell division control like protein 1). Gene Ontology annotation, biological process: cytoskeleton-dependent cytokinesis. The record is from RefSeq and is a predicted model, not a curated record. NCBI's taxonomy places the organism in Eukaryota, Fungi, Ascomycota, Eurotiomycetes, Chaetothyriales, Herpotrichiellaceae. The coding region runs from base 1 to 1401 and encodes 466 amino acids. Gene Ontology annotation, cellular component: microtubule cytoskeleton; septin ring; septin complex. Gene Ontology annotation, molecular function: GTP binding; molecular adaptor activity; GTPase activity. The transcript is spliced from 3 exons.
AUGACUGACUUGAAUCAAAAUCCAGCUGCUGUUGCAAAUGGCGUCCGGUCUUCCCCUUCUCCCAACAUUCCCAAUGGCAAACCUGCAUCUCCUUUCGUGAAGGAGAGCAAUCCGAUGGGUGCCAAUGCCGCCCAGACCGUCAGCUCCAAAGAUCCGAAGGCUGCAGCAGCGGCUGCAAACGAUAUGCGGAAUGUGGUCAGAAGAAAGUUGACGGGUUAUGUUGGAUUUGCAAACUUGCCAAACCAAUGGCACCGCAAGAGUGUGAGGAAAGGCUUCAAUUUCAAUGUGAUGGUCGUGGGUGAAUCAGGAUUGGGUAAAUCGACAUUGGUCAACACUCUGUUCAACACCUCUCUUUACCCGCCACGUGAGCGUAAAGGACCCAGCUUGGACAUCAUCCCAAAGACCGUCUCCAUUCAGUCCAUCAGUGCCGACAUUGAGGAAAACGGAGUCCGUCUACGUUUGACUGUGGUUGAUACCCCUGGCUUUGGAGAUUUCGUCAACAACGAUGACUCGUGGAGACCGAUUGUGGAAAACAUUGAACAGCGAUUUGAUGCCUACCUCGAGGCCGAGAACAAGGUGAAUCGCAUGAACAUUGUGGACAACAGAGUCCAUGCCUGCGUCUACUUCAUCCAACCCACCGGUCACUCUCUGAAGCCUCUGGACAUUGAAGUCAUGCGCCGCCUCCACACAAAAGUCAACCUGAUCCCGGUCAUCGCAAAAGCCGAUACCUUGACUGACGAGGAGGUGGCGGCAUUCAAGCAAAGAAUCCUUGCCGAUAUUCAACAUCACUCGAUUCAGAUCUUCGAAGGCCCACGUUACGAGCUAGAUGACGAGGAGACGAUUGCCGAGAACCAGGAGAUCAUGUCGAAAGUGCCCUUUGCAGUCGUCGGCGCCAACUAUGAGGUGACCAACCCCGAAGGCCGCAAAGUGCGUGGUCGACGCUAUCCAUGGGGUAUAAUUGAGGUGGACAAUGAGGAACACUGUGACUUUGUCAAGUUGCGACAGAUGUUGAUCCGAACACACAUGGAAGAACUCAAGGAGCACACUAACAAUGCGCUCUACGAGAACUACCGGUCGGAUAAACUUAUCCAGAUGGGUGUGUCGCAAGAUCCUAGCGUGUUCAAGGAAGUCAAUCCCGCAGUGAAGCAAGAAGAGGAGAGAACUCUUCAUGAGCAGAAGCUUGCCAAGAUGGAAGCCGAAAUGAAGAUGGUGUUCCAGCAGAAGGUACAGGAAAAGGAAAGCAAACUACAGCAGAGCGAGGAGGAGUUGUUCGCUCGUCACCGCGAAAUGAAAGAGCAACUUGAACGACAACGGGCAGAGCUCGAGGAGAAGAAAGCUCGGAUUGAGCAGGGCCGGCCGAUUGAGAAAGAAGGCAAGAGAAAGGGAUUCUCGCUCCGAUAG